This is a messenger RNA of Arachis ipaensis, 1737 nucleotides long. RefSeq names its product alpha/beta-Hydrolases superfamily protein. The record is from RefSeq and is a predicted model, not a curated record. Gene Ontology annotation, molecular function: hydrolase activity. Lineage: Eukaryota; Viridiplantae; Streptophyta; Magnoliopsida; Fabales; Fabaceae.
ACAAAUAUAUCAGCACAACUUGGAGACAGAAAAAACAGGAAAAUCCACCACCAUAACAUAAAAACCAAUUAAAAGAACUUGGAUAGUGGGAUAUAUUUCAAGUUGGAGUCCACUAAAUCCCUUUCUAACUGACAAAGCUAAAGAUUUUGCAGAAAAUCUGCUAAUAAUGCCACACAAAUUUGAUAAAAACAAUGGCCUUUGCAUAUAUAGAUUCCUUUUGGUUUAAAGAUCAUGGCUCAACUAAAGUUUUUAUUUUCUAUCUUCUUUUGUUUUUCUUCUAAACAAAUUUUACCGGUCUAUAAACACUUGAAGACUUUAAUUUUAGGAGGUUAUUUUUCACCUUAGUGUGUUAAAAGAGAAGGUUAGUUAAGUUAUUUUAUUUUAAUUUUGUCACUAUGCAUAAGAGGGAAGGUCUACUAGCAUUUGGACACAUGCUGUUUCUCAUGAGUAUAAACAAACAAGACUUUUCUUCAAGUGGGGUGUGAGCUUUCCAUACCAAGUUUAAUUGCAAGUCAGAAAGCAAAAUAGAGGAACAAGGUUAGAUUAAAAGGCUUACAUGCUUUUCAUUGUUGUCAAUUCAAAUUGCAAGUUCUAGUUCAGAACACUCUUCAUACUCAUUGCACUUGUAGUAGUAGCUGCCACUGCUUUGGACACCAAAAAUGAGCUAUGGACAUCCUUAUAUGGGUUCAGGUAGCCGAACUGCUCGAAGAACUUUUGAGUUCGGGAAGACGCAUGUAGUGAGGCCAAAAGGAAAACACCAAGCCACCAUAGUAUGGCUGCAUGGUCUUGGUGAUAAUGGUUUGAGCUCAUCUCAGCUCCUGGAAUCUCUUCCACUUCCAAAUAUAAAAUGGAUUUGCCCAACUGCUCCUACCCGUCCUGUGGCCAUACUUGGUGGCUUUCCUUGCACUGCAUGGUUUGAUGUGGGAGAACUCUCAGAAGAGGGUCCGGAUGAUUGGGAAGGUUUAGAUGCCUCAGCAGCACACAUAGCUAACUUGCUGUCAACAGAACCAGCUGAUGUGAAAGUUGGAAUAGGAGGGUUCAGUAUGGGUGCAGCAAUAGCACUUUACUCUGCAACAUGUUUUGCUAUGGGAAGGUAUGGAAAUGGCAUCCCAUACCCUGUCAACUUAAGAGCUGUUGUUGGACUAAGUGGCUGGCUUCCAGGCUCAAGGAGCUUAAGGAACAAAAUAGAAGUGUCACAUGAAUCAAGAAGGCGAGCUGCUUCAUUACCCAUGUUGCUGUGUCAUGGAAUAUGUGAUGAUGUAGUUCCAUGCAAAUACGGAGAGAAAUCAGCCCAAUGCUUAUGUUCAUCAGGAUUUCGAUAUGUUGCAUUCAAAAGCUAUGAUGGGAUUGGUCACUAUACAGUUCCAAGAGAGAUGGAUGAGGUAUGCAACUGGCUUAACUCCAAGCUAGGCCUUGAGGGAUCUCCAUAACAAGUUUGUAUGGAGAUGCAUAAAGCAUAAGCACAAGUAGAUAUAGAUCAUGGCAACGGUUCUUGGGGUAUAGAUAUAUAUAUAUAUGUAUGUAGGAGAGAUUUCAUUUUCUGGGGUCCCUUUUUGUCUUGUUCCUGAGCAGCAAUAAGAGUUAUCAAUGUGUUUUCUAUGUAUUUCUCUAACUAUUAUUAUUCUAGAGCCUAGACACUUGGACACUUGUAUUAUCUUAUGGGAGAGCUUUGUAGUUUUAAUUUUAAUGAUUGUAAGAGAUUUGCAGUUUUAAUUAUUGUAACAAUGUUUCUUGCGU